ACACGACAACACACGCUUGCCGCUCGCACGUCCGACCAAUAGGAUUGGGUUUAGAGUGCGCGCGCUGCAAUAGGCGGGAGGCAGAGGGGCGGCUCGCGCAAGGCGGGAGAGCGCGGGUUUGAAUCGGGCGCCGCGCGCGCGGAGAAGAUCCGUUGGGUUCAAAAAAAAGUCGAAUUCGCGCGAAACUUUUUUUCCCCUCCUUUUCCCCCUCGAUAGUGAGUAGGAGACGUAGGGGAUAGACCCACCGCGUCCAUUCUGAAUACUAGUUGGCAUUUUACGAGUGACUGAAAAUGUGGAUCCAGGUGCGGACGAUGGACGGCAGGGAGACCCGGCACAUUGAUGGACUCUCCAAACUGACUCUAGUGCAGGAAUUAAGGGAAAAAAUCCGGGAGGCGUUUGGGGUGGAGGCCGAUCGCCAGCGGCUUUUCUACCGGGGAAAGCAGAUGGAAGAUGACCAUUCACUUUUCGACUACAAUGUUGGGCUAAAUGACAUCAUCCAGCUGCUUAUUCGCCAGGUUGGUCAAAUUGUACAAAAGGGCACAACCAGAAAAGAGAAAGAUGCGGAGCUGUCUGACACAGACUCUGGUUGUGGAUCUGCACAGAGUGAAUCAGAUAAGAACUCUAAUAAUGGUGAGGCUACUAUGGAACUGGAAGGCCAGGCAGGAACUUCAACUCAUCCUGAUCUUGUUGACCCAGGAUUUGGCUUGUACAAGAUAAAUGAAUUGAUUGAUGCCCGAGAUAUGCACAUGGGUGCUUGGUUUGAAGCGGUGAUUGUCAAUGUAACGCAGGAUGAAGGUGCAAGCAGAGCUAUUGAUGAAGAAUCUGCACAUUCAAGCAAAACUAUGGAAAGCAAGAUUGCCAAUGAAGAUGUGAUUUAUCACAUUAAAUAUGAAGAUUACCCUGAAAAUGGAGUUGUGCAGUUGCGAUGGAAAGACAUCAGGCCGCGAGCGAGGACAGUCUUGCAAUGGCACCAACUCCAUGUUGGACAUGUGGUGAUGGUGAACUAUAACCCAGAUGAACCUAAAGAGCGAGGAUACUGGUAUGACGCUGAAAUCCUGCGGAAAAGGGAGACCAGGACUAUUAAAGAAAUAUAUGCAAAAAUUCUUUUGGGGGAUGCUGGUGAUACUUUGAAUGAUUGUAAAAUCUCACUGGUGGAUGAAGUCUAUAAGAUUGAGGAACCAGGAAGUGUUGGAGUGGAUGCAUCUGAGAGUCCCUUGAAAAGGCAGAAUGGACCUGAAUGCAAACAUUGCAAAGAUAACCCUAAUAAGGACUGCAAGCAGUGUGCCUGUCAUGUAUGUGGUGGAAAGGGUGACCCAGAGAAGCAACUGUUGUGUGAUGAGUGUGAUAUGGCCUACCAUACCUACUGCCUGAGUCCUCCUCUCACUAGCAUACCAGAAGUUGAUGACUGGUAUUGUCCUCUAUGCAAAAAUGAUGCCAAUGAAGUGGUGCUGGCUGGUGAAAAACUCAAAGAGAGCAAAAAGAAGGCCAAGAUGGCUUCUGCUAACUCUGCUUGCCAGAGAGACUGGGGAAAGGGUAUGGCUUGUGUGGGCCGCACUAAAGAGUGCACCAUUGUCCCCUCUAAUCAUUAUGGGCCUAUCCCAGGUGUUCCAGUGGGAACUCAGUGGAAAUUCAGAGUCCAGGUGAGUGAAUCAGGAGUUCAUAGGCCACAUGUAGCAGGAAUUCAUGGCCGGAGCAAUGAUGGAGCAUAUUCCCUCGUGCUUGCAGGGGGUUAUGAGGAUGAUGUGGAUCAUGGAAGUGACUUCACCUACACUGGAAGUGGUGGUCGUGAUCUUUCUGGAAACAAACGCACAGCAGAGCAAUCAUGUGAUCAGAAGUUGACCAACAUGAAUAGGGCUCUUGCUCUGAACUGUAAUGCUCCCAUUAAUGACAAAGUGGGAGCUGAUGCUAAAGACUGGCGAGCUGGAAAAUCAGUGAGGGUUGUGAGAAGUGCUAAAGGUCGUAAACACAGCAAGUUUGCACCAGAAGAAGGGAACCGCUAUGAUGGCAUUUAUAAGGUGGUGAAAUACUGGCCUGAGAAGGGGAAGUCUGGUUUCUUGGUAUGGAGGUAUUUGUUGAAACGAGAUGAUGAAGAACCAGCUCCAUGGACGAGAGAAGGUAAAGAGAGAAUGAAGAAGCUAGGAUUGACAAUGCAGUAUCCGGAAGGUUACCUGGAUUCUGUUGCCAAUAAAGAGAAAGAGAAGGAGAACAAAAAGAGAGAUGAAGAUCUUGAGCCAACACCAAGUAAAAGGAAAAGAAAAUCAAAUUCAGAUGUUAGCGUUUCAUCAACCCCAUCACCAAAAGGCACCCCAAAGAAACCAAAAGUGGAAGCAUUUAAAUUGACGGCAGAACAGAAGAAACUCAUAAAAGAUGAUGAAGUUAAUAAGAAAGUGUGGGAUGAAGCACUGCUAUCCCUUAAGGAUGGGCCGAAAUUUCUGUCUAAAUUGGAAGAGACAUUCUUGUGCAUUUGUUGCCAGGAGGUGGUAUUCCAACCAAUUACAACAGAGUGUCAGCACAAUGUCUGUAAAAGCUGCUUACAACGUUCGUUCAAGGCUGAUGUAUACACUUGUCCUGCCUGCCGCUAUGAUAUCGGCAAGAACUGCAGCAUGGUGGUCAACAAAUGCCUGCAAAGUCUUCUAACCCAGCUGUUCCCAGGAUAUGGCAACGGACGAUGAUGCCUUCGCCUUGAGAUUAUUUCUUGCCUUUUACUUGACAAUUCGUCAUUAUUUUGUUAUGAGCAUGGGCAUUCUGGCCUGUGGAGCUUGACUGGAGGACAGAUUGACAAAUGAAUCCAGGGUAGCUGACUUCCCGUCCCCAAUCUUUCAGUGUAGGAUAUACGAACCUCAAAAUCUUUGUGCUUGUUUUAGUCUAGGAGCUUAUCUUAGAUAUGCAGAUCAAUGUUAUUGGUGUAACAUUGCAGGGGAAAAAAAAAUUAAAAAAGUACUACCUCAAAUUGGGGGAAAUUUUCUGGGGAUUUUCUUUGGCCAGAGUAAGUUCAGCUGAAUGAUGUCUGUCUAGUCAGCCUUGAUUCUCUCUGCUUGAUAAGUUAAGCCAUCACAUAAGUGCCUUUGUCCUCAUUGAAGGCUGGGCUGUGAGUGACUUCCUAGCACUGAUUUUAUUUUAAAACUAGCACAUUGGUUGACAAACUUAGCUGUGCAGAUCAAUUUAUCAAAGUUAUUUUAGCAGGGAAUAUGCAGCUUUAUUGAUGCUGUAUUUUUAUAGACCAGUAACCUCUUAUUUGGUUUGAUUCAGAAUUGUACACACGUCUCUUUUUUAUGCUUUUGAACUGUUAAAUAUCUUUUUCCCACCCUGGUUAACUGUGAAAAGCAAUCCUUUAUUAAUUGAAAUUUGUGAAAGGGGAUGUAACCUGGGCAAAAGGGGACCUGCAAUCUACAUGUUUGUACUUGUAAAUUAAUUUUUUUCCACAGGCACCCUCUUUCUCUAAUGACAAUACCAAAGGAUGCAGUAUGGUACCUCAACAUUGCAUGGACAUCGUUUCAUACUUCAGAAUUUAGGUUUAAAUGGAGUCAGACUGGACAUAUUCUAACAAUUAAUUUCUUUGUAAAAAAAAACGUUAAGGGUGCUAAAUCAUAACUGAAAUGCUGUGGGACUUUGAACCUCCAUCGGAAUCUUUCACUUGGUAAAUGCUGUGUCUAUAUGCUGCCAUAAAAUAAAGUUUUUUUUUGCUUUUCA
Pristis pectinata (smalltooth sawfish) is the source of this 3690-nucleotide messenger RNA. RefSeq names its product ubiquitin-like with PHD and ring finger domains 1 (gene uhrf1). Gene Ontology annotation, molecular function: protein binding; ubiquitin protein ligase activity. Gene Ontology annotation, biological process: negative regulation of gene expression via chromosomal CpG island methylation. The transcript has 16 exons. NCBI's taxonomy places the organism in Eukaryota, Metazoa, Chordata, Chondrichthyes, Rhinopristiformes, Pristidae. The record is from RefSeq and is a predicted model, not a curated record. Bases 291 to 2672 code for a protein of 793 amino acids.